AUGCGCCUCAAGGUAGAUCUAGACACUAUCUUAAAGCCGUGGUUUAGGGUGCUUAGUUUGGCGCAACAGUCUCCUCCAUCCUGGUAUCGGGACCGAAUCCGCGAGGAACUGCAAGAACGCCGUAUCGCAAAAAGUAAGCUGCACAAACUCAGCGAGACUUCAGACGUUCUUUUUGCUAUCAGCCGAGCGAGGUACGAUGGAUUCCCUGUCCACAAGCUACCUCCUUUCACUAUUCAGCAUUUCCCCGUCUACGCCUACAUGCUGGCAAAGUACAGUUCCCGUUGGGGGUUCUAUCGCAUGGCGGCCGUUCUUUGCAAAGCUCCUCAAUAUAACUUAGUGCGCGAAGUGGUUAACCCCAGCAAAGAUCACAAACUCAACGAGGUUUCCUCCCGUCACAAUCUAAAUCAAGAAGAAUUUAGACGGGUCGGUCGGAGACUGCGGGGAUUCUGGCCUCUACUCCCGUAA
Molecule: messenger RNA, 465 nt
Organism: Orbilia oligospora ATCC 24927
Lineage: Eukaryota; Fungi; Ascomycota; Orbiliomycetes; Orbiliales; Orbiliaceae
Exons: 1
Coding region: 1-465 (154 amino acids)
Source: RefSeq, a predicted model, not a curated record